AAACCCCAGGCGGUCGCCUUUUAUCCUGGGGGGAAAGGCGACAUCGCCCCCGACUCGGGCUCCGAAACACGUCACCGGUUGCACGAGGUAGUGCGCAGCAUUGAGCCACCAGUCGUGGCACGUUCCACAUGUUCCAUGUUCCAAUGGCGUGUCACCAAAGUAAGGAUAUUUUUCUAGUGUAUAUUCACAGCACGACGUGGUGUUGCAUGCAGCAAGCAUGGUCAGACCCAAGUUCACCCCCUCCCCUGCUGCUGCACCCGACCCGAAGCGAGCCCAGAGACGCAAGCGUGCCGUCGCCAAGCGUGGCCGCCCAACACAAAUCUCAAACUCAUCACCCGAUUCUGGUACUGAGGGCUCCCUUCUUGACGAUCUGUGGUGCAGCUUGCCUUUGGAGCUGCAGUUCGAAAUCGCCAAGCAUUGGUGGGGUGAUCCUGUUGCCGUCAAGAAGCUCCUUGCCGCCGGCUUCCUGCAACACAAAUGCGGCGACAUCAUCAUCAAGGAUUUCUUCAACCACGAGUUCGAGCGCCUCUACAAGGGUGUCUACCCUGGCGAUUACAUCUACAACGACCUCCAAAACCAGAUUCCCCAUCUCAAGAGCAUCUAUGGUCUGGAGGGCCAGAUCCUGGACCGCUUCGAGAGAGACUACUUCCCGUCAUGCACCUACGCUGUGCUCUUGACCGAGAGACGCACACAGGAACUACUCACCCUCUUCAAGAACCGCCCCGCGGCACACCGUCUCAUCAAGCUCGCCCGGAAUCAAGACUCUGAGGAUGAUGACUUUUGGGGCGGAUAUUUGGAGACCUAUCCGAUCACCAUCCCAGAGGACACACCAGGCGGCCAUUAUUACUUUGUCGGCCGCCGUUACAAGUACGGUGAAGGUGUCCCGCGCGGCAUGGACGAAGCCUUGUGUCUCUUUGCCUUCGGUGCGGCCCAGCAGCAUCCAUUGUGCAUGUACGAAAUCGCCAUCCACAAGUUUGAGCGCGAGCCGGAAGAGUACUACGACGAAUUGGUCGAGCUCCUCGAUACGAUCCCGGAUAUCAUCGAGAGCCAGCAGACCAUCGACGACAUAUCCUUUCGCCAAGAACAGCAGUUCAACGACUGCAUCGCACCCGCGCUGAUGCUCCGGCUCGCCCAGUACCAUCUCAGCCAGCGCAAUGACAUCAGCGAUGUGAUCGAGUACGUCGUCCCCCUCGUGUACAACUACCUCUUUCUGCCCGCACCUGACGACGAGCCCGAACACAUCACCACCGCCCGAGAGGAAGAAACCGCCGCCUGGUUCGUCUCGAUGGGCGAGCUCUAUUACUUUUUCCUCGUCCUCUUCCGGAUCGUGGAAGACUCGUCCUUCUUCUGGUUCUUCAACACGCACCGCUUCUGCGAGGCAUACAAGGACUUUCCCGGCAUCUCCACCGAGAUGUCCCGGUUCAUCGUCAAGGACAUGAUCACCCAGACCAUCGAAGAUCGCGACAACCACCUCUUCCACUGCGCCUAUCUGGGCAACUGGCGAGACAGCGAGUUCCAGUACUGCCGCCAAUACUGGGAAAUGUUCCAAGACAACGACGAUGUCCUCUGGUUCGGCGGGGAGCUGUUCGUCUUUCAGAAUCGCCACGACCCAGCCCUGCAAAUCAUCGAGCAGGACUACAAAUCCAAUCCUGCCGGCGGCGGUGCAUUCCUCAAGGCCCUGUGCGAGCUGUACAAGGAAUACGAAUACGUAGAUGAUACCGACGACGAAUACCACCCGUGGUUCUCCUUUGCCCGCCUCGAGAGGGUCUAUGAGCUGCUCCACGAGUGCAUCGCUCUGAACCCCCAGCGCCCCAGCCUGCUCUCCGAGGGUGCCCUGCUGGUCAUGGGGUUGUGCAUGGGUCACCAGGACAGGGCCCGCGAGGCGGUCGAGUCCUUCCAGAGCGCCAUGCUGGCAUCUCCGCACCCCGAGAGGUCCAUGGCGUCGAUCUGUUUCGCCUUUUGCCUGCUCGGGGGCUUUGGCAUCACCAGGGACCCGCCAAGGGCAGCCGCCCUCAUUGCUUCGCUCGACAGGGACUUUUUGGCGGCAAUGACCAAUCUGGACCUCAAGCUGUGGUGUCAUUGGCUCGGAAAGGAGGAAGACCCUGACUUUGCUCUGCAGCUCCAAUGGCUGAAGGAGCACCGCGAUAUGCUGGUCGAUGUCAACGAGAUCCUUGAGGACGAUGUCGAUUUCGUUGUCGACAAUGGCGGAGAUAGCGACAGCGUUGGUGGAGAUAGCGACUCGACCUUUUCCCUGUCCCUGACCGAUCCCUUGCUGCAGUCGGAGGAUGACUGGGAGACGGACUCGGAUAGCAACCUGUCCGAGUAGGUGCGCUGGCAGCGACCCAAUAAAUCUCCUAUAUAAAGACCAGACACCGACCCGGUCCUU
Molecule: messenger RNA, 2386 nt
Organism: Polychytrium aggregatum
Lineage: Eukaryota; Fungi; Chytridiomycota; Chytridiomycetes; Polychytriales
Exons: 1
Coding region: 218-2326 (702 amino acids)
Molecular function (GO): protein binding
Source: RefSeq, a predicted model, not a curated record